GAACAUCUUACGGAUAUUCAUCACUUAACAUUCAAAACAAAAUCAAACCAGAAUGGCAAAGCUAAUUCUCUCGAUCAACGCUGGCUCAUCAUCUGUCAAGGUCUCUGUCUUCAAGGGCAGCUCUAAAGAUGCUGAGCCCUCUCAACUGGCCGAGGUGUCUGUCGCUGGAUUAACUGCACCUCCUUCAACGCUCACAUACAAGCGUGGAGAUCACAAGAUCAAGGAUCAGGAAAUCGAGGGUGUCAGAACUCAGGAAGACGCGUUCAGUUAUAUUCUCGAGCACCUGCUGAACGACGACGACUUGCCCGACCUAAAGAACAAGGAGGACAUUGAAUUCGCAUGUCACAGAGUGGUUCACGGAGGUGACUUUGACAAGCCCACGAGAAUUGACAAAGAAACCUACCAUCAUAUUGAGGAGCUUUCUGACCUUGCACCUCUCCACAAUGCAGGUGCUCUCACCAUUGUGAAAGCGGUUCAUGAACAGUUGCCCAAAGCAACCAACGUUGCUUUCUUCGAUUCCGCGUUCCACUCUUCUAUUCCUGAGCACAUCCGAACAUACCCUAUUGACCAAGAGCGAGCAAAGCACAAUAAGCUUCGCAAGUAUGGCUUCCAUGGUCUCUCAUAUGCAUUCAUCGCCAGAUCAGUAGCAGAGUCUCUGAACAAGCCUGCGGACUCACUAAACAUAAUUGCUCUUCACCUAGGUAGUGGCGCCUCUGCAUGUGCCAUUGUCAACGGUAAAUCUUUCGAUACUACCAUGGGCCUGACCCCUCUGGCAGGUCUCCCAGGUGCAACCAGAUCAGGCUCAGUCGACCCAAGUUUGAUCUUCCACUUUACGCACAAUGCUGGAAAGCCUAGUCGUAGCAGCACCAAGGAUCUGCACAUUACCGAGGCCGAGGAGAUCCUGAACAAGAAGAGUGGAUGGAAUGCUAUCGCAGGCACCACUGACUUUGGUGUCAUCAGUUCGAAGGCAGAAGAAGGCGACAAGGCAUGUCAGCUCGCCUUUGACCUGUUUGUCGACAAGAUCUUGAACUUUGUGGGUGGCUACUACGUCAAGAUGGGUGGCAAGGUCGACGCUCUGGUCUUUGCUGGUGGUAUUGGAGAGAAGGGAAGUCAACUGCGCGCUCGUGUGACCGAACAGCUUGGUUGCGUAGGCUUCGAGCUUGACGCAGAGAAGAACAGAAAACCCGAGGACAAGGAAGUGGUGGAUAUUACAAAGUCAGGAUCGAAGCACAGGGUCCUCAUCUGUCAGACCGACGAGCAGACUGAGAUGGCAAGACAAUGUGCGCAGAGCGCCGACACCUUCCGAAAGAAUGCCUAG
This is a messenger RNA of Aureobasidium subglaciale EXF-2481, 1318 nucleotides long. RefSeq lists its product as uncharacterized. Gene Ontology annotation, biological process: acetate metabolic process; phosphorylation. Bases 53 to 1318 code for a protein of 421 amino acids. Lineage: Eukaryota; Fungi; Ascomycota; Dothideomycetes; Dothideales; Saccotheciaceae. The transcript is spliced from 3 exons. Gene Ontology annotation, molecular function: acetate kinase activity. The record is from RefSeq and is a predicted model, not a curated record.